This is a messenger RNA of Colletotrichum costaricense, 654 nucleotides long. RefSeq names its product C-8 sterol isomerase. The record is from RefSeq and is a predicted model, not a curated record. NCBI's taxonomy places the organism in Eukaryota, Fungi, Ascomycota, Sordariomycetes, Glomerellales, Glomerellaceae. Bases 1 to 654 code for a protein of 217 amino acids. Gene Ontology annotation, biological process: ergosterol biosynthetic process. Gene Ontology annotation, cellular component: endoplasmic reticulum. The transcript is spliced from 2 exons.
AUGCCGUCUCUCGGGCGCCUGUUUACACUGGCGCUGUGGAUCGGUCUCCUGACCCCCAUCUACAUGUUCCUCGAGAAGAACUUGGAAAAGUUCUACAUCUUUGAUCACGAGCACCUGCACGACCUCUCCAAGCGCGCCAUCGCCACCCAUGGAAACGACACGCGCUCCGUCGUCAACUACAUUGUGACCGAGCUCAACGGCCUGCACCCCACCAACGUCAACCUGGAUGAGGAAUGGGUCUUUAACAACGCCGGUGGUGCCAUGGGCGCUAUGUACAUCAUUCACGCCAGCAUCACCGAGUACCUCAUCGUCUUCGGCACCGCCAUCGGAACCGAGGGCCACUCCGGCCGUCACACCGCCGACGACUACUUCAACAUCCUCUACGGCACCCAGCUCGCCUACGUCCCCGGCAAGUACGAGCCCGAAGUCUACCCCCAGGGCACCGUCCACCACCUCCACCGCGGCGACGUCAAGCAGUACAAGAUGGACGAGGGCUGCUUCGCGCUCGAGUACGCCCGCGGCUGGAUCCCGCCCAUGCUCUUCUUUGGCUUCGCCGACGGCCUGUCCAGCACCCUCGACUUCCCCACACUGUGGACGACGACCCGUAUCACCGGUCGCGAGAUGAUCUCCAACCUGCUCAAGGGCAAGUUCUAG